CCAAUAGUGUGUAGAGAGUGAUCGCGGAAAAUCUUUAUCGUUAUCAUGUUACCUACGUUUGCGCUGUGUUUUUGGGCAACGGCCGCAUUGGCGGCAUGCAACACGAGGACUAGGGUGCACUACGUAAGUACUGAUGGCAGAUCACGGCGUGGAGACCCUUACUAUUACCCAGAACGGUUGCAGUCUCGGGCUUCAUCUAUUUUUGGACCUUCCAUUCAGACCUCAGCAGCCGGGUUCCCAUACCGUUUCGUCUUUCCGGCCAACCACCCAGCUUUGAGCGGUUCCAUGUACCCGCAGUUUGUGCAAAACCCGCACCAGUCCGAACCCGCAACUUACUCGGCCGAGGACCUUUUCGGACCACAACCGACGGCCAAGCAACAUCCGCUAUCUGACCUCAAACAUCGUCAGCAUCAGCAUCAGCAUCAGCAACAGCAACAAAACCAGCAACAACAACAGCAAAUCGGCUACGAUUCUUCUAUGGCUAAAAUGCAAUACGACUUUCUCGGGGGUGGCAGCGGUGGUAAAAUACAAGCGCAACAGCAACCCUCUGCAACUUAUCAUCACCACCUGAUUAAACAGCCAAAACACUAUCAGAGCUACGAAUUGGCACCAAAUUCGCUGCAGCAGCCUCUGCACCAAUCGCCUUAUCCAUCGACACCCUCUUCUAUCGGUCAGCCGAUCAUGUUGCUCAUACCUUCUUCUGGCCAGCCCGGCGCCCCAUACCAGACCCUGGUCCUGGUCCCAUCGUCAGCGUCACCGUCUCCGCUUCCAGCGCCGAUAUCCGUGUUUCCAGGUUUCCACCAACAGGUCCAACAUCAGCACGGUCCACCAGGCCAGCAGUUUGUGCAGCAGUCCGGCGGAUUUGUCACCACACACACUCGCGGCCCUCCACUCGUCGCUGGCUUUCCAUCCGGUCUCGGUGGUGGAGGCUUCGGUGGUGGCCUUGGUCUGGGUGGCGGCGUCUCCGGGCUCGGAAAGUUCCCAGGUGCUCAACUUUUCCACCGGUCGCAUGAACCGCUUCCGAAACACCUGAACCAUCAACAACACCAACAUAAGGCGUCGUCGUCGUCGUCGUCGAUGCCAUUGCUGCAGCCAACAUCGUACCAAGGUUCCGGGUCGACGCACGUGUCACACACCACGGCCACUGGAUCGGCAGCACAACAACCACUUGAGGACAAGGUCGGCCACGGUACCGGAACGUCCRGUGAAAAGUCUGAAGACCGUGACGAUGGUGGCAGCGACGGCAGUGGUAGCACCGAAACCAAAAGCGAAGACAAGUCACCUGAGUUCGGUGACAAGACCACUGUAAAACCCAUCAAACGAAUUGUGGUCACGUGAUGUGUUUGCUUGAUAAYAAUAUUUAAUACGUAUAAAGUGUAUAUUAGUAUCAAUUUAUUCUCCUGCGAAAUUSCCAUAUACAGACAGUGAUUCACWAAGAUGCUCACCCUAAUUGUUUUCCUUUAAUAAUGAUUGAAUUCUAAUUCUAAUUUUUAGAAUUCCCAAGUAACUGCUUUUCAAGUAUACAUUUUUAUGCCAUAUAAAGAGACAGUGUUACGCGGUGAUACCAACGUAUUUUUUCGGUAAAUUGAUAAUUAGAUAAAUUUUUUUUAAAUGUUAAUAUAUUUCAAUCGAAAUUCGAAAGUGAAGUUGUCUAGUUAUUUAACUCUUUGUAUAAACGAUAAUAUAUAUAGGGUCCAUCAUACGUUCAUAAUGGGUUUGGGAUAUGAGUGCUAUGAUAAUUUUAAUAUUUUAUAACCAAAUUUUUGGCUUGUGAAAUUUGUCUGUGAAUAAUAAAUACUAUAUCCAAUAUUAUUUCUGUUUUAUAAUUGUAUGAAUCUAUUUUUAAGGGUUACUAUACAUAGUUAACUUAAACAUUUUAAUAACUCAAAAAUUAUUUUUUCCAAUUUUGAUUUAGGUACAUUGAGAUUUUCAAAAAUAAUUAUUUACUCAAUAACAUUCACAAAAAAAAAAAAUAAAAAAUCCCAUUUGGUAAAUAUCUCUUACGUCAUAGGACUCUCUUUAUGGUAAACAUAUCUAAAUAAUUAAAAAUAUUGCUAUACGUGUGCAUAAAUACUUAAAAAUAAGAAUUUGAAUAAACUCAUUAUUAAAUGAAAAAACGGAUGUGAGUGAUACUUGAUGAAUCGUACUGUAUAAUAAUAUAAAACAAGCGACGAUAUUCAUAAUUAUUAUACUUUCGAUACCACGAAACUACUUAAUACAAUGUACCUUUAAGCAUAGCGUGUAUCAUAAUUAUUUAUUUUAUUUACUAAAUUGUUCAUUUCGUUUUUCAUCGAUUAAAUAACAUGUGGAAAAUCUUUGAAGGAAAAAUUCAUAGUGGUUUUCAUCGAUUGAAAGACAUUUCUAUUUUCUAUUAAGAGAUCAACAUACCUAGAAAAAACCAAUAAAAAACUUAUUUACGACGUAUGMAACUUAUAAUAAGAAUAAYCCGUUUAUGUUAUUUUGUUGUAUUCCAGCAACCACUUCAAAACAUGUCGUUUGAUAUUUAUUUUAUUUUUUUAUUAAAAUUUUUACAUCGUUCAAAUCGUUCAAUKCGUUUUAAGUAACUGUAAAUUUACAUAAA
Messenger RNA from Diuraphis noxia (Russian wheat aphid), 2581 nucleotides. RefSeq names its product cytoplasmic polyadenylation element-binding protein orb2. Lineage: Eukaryota; Metazoa; Arthropoda; Insecta; Hemiptera; Aphididae. The record is from RefSeq and is a predicted model, not a curated record.